AUGCGAGUGAGGAGAGUUUGCUCAAUACGAAGAUGUCAUCGAAAAGCUAUAACCAUUAGCGAUCAUGGCAACAUACGCUUUCGCACAACCGUCGUCGUCAAACUGUAUAAAAGCGUGUACAGAAAAGUCUACGCAUCCUCCAGCACCGAAAUGAUCCUUCUUCUCUUCGUUGCAUUUCUUAGCUCUGCGCAGGCAUGCGCUCCCGGUACCAGUCCGAGUGAAGAAGUUUCAACAACUCCUGGCGAAACUCGAAAACCUCAGAACGAGAAGGUUGUGGUGACAGUGAUCAGCAAUCAAACAUUCGAUCCAACGAAGAACCAUGCACAUCUGAAAGUGGUUAGAGCUCUGCUCGAUGACUACGUUCAUUCCAAUGGACUGGCUUUUGAUAGGGAUUUAGUGCAGGAAAUCGUGGAGAAUAUGAACGGAAAGUUUGCUAUCAGAUACGUGAUAAUCGGUGCUGAUUGCGAGCAGGUGGAACAAUUCGUGCGCGGUGUGAAGAAUCACGCCAACUACAUCACAGUUGUUAAACUCCAGUGUGGAAGCAAUCCUGAGAUCGUAAUCAAUUGA
This is a messenger RNA of Necator americanus (New World hookworm), 567 nucleotides long. RefSeq lists its product as uncharacterized. The transcript has 4 exons. The record is from RefSeq and is a predicted model, not a curated record. NCBI's taxonomy places the organism in Eukaryota, Metazoa, Nematoda, Chromadorea, Rhabditida, Ancylostomatidae. Bases 1 to 567 code for a protein of 188 amino acids.